AUGGACUCAUGGCACCCUCUCCAAACCACCAAUUGCUUGCCUCACUCUCAUACGACUCCGAUUCUUUCUGCAUGGCAGUUGUACCGCACGUGGGUACCCAUUUUCAGAGGCAGGACGGCCGAGGAGAGGGUGCAGGCGGCGACGCAAGUCGUGGCGGUUCUCCAGACGCUGGAACAGGCGUUCAAGAAGUGCUCCAAGGGGAAGCCGUUCUUCGGAGGGGACAGCUUGGGGCUCAUGGACGUCGUGCUCGGCGGCCACCUUGGAUGGCUGUACUCCACCGAGGCCAUCUGUGGGGUGAAGGUCGUCGACGCCACCAAGACGCCGCUGCUAGCUGGUGGCGUGGGCACAGCGGUUCUGCGCGCUGGACGCUGUGAAGGGGCUGAUUCCGGACGUGGACAGGCUUGUGGAGUAUAA
This is a messenger RNA of Miscanthus lutarioriparius, 414 nucleotides long. The record is from the annotation of a GenBank genome assembly. NCBI's taxonomy places the organism in Eukaryota, Viridiplantae, Streptophyta, Magnoliopsida, Poales, Poaceae.